Drosophila teissieri is the source of this 2623-nucleotide messenger RNA. RefSeq names its product protein halfway (gene hfw). Gene Ontology annotation, cellular component: voltage-gated potassium channel complex. The transcript is spliced from 4 exons. Lineage: Eukaryota; Metazoa; Arthropoda; Insecta; Diptera; Drosophilidae. Gene Ontology annotation, molecular function: potassium channel activator activity; voltage-gated potassium channel activity; transmembrane transporter binding. The record is from RefSeq and is a predicted model, not a curated record. Bases 363 to 2222 code for a protein of 619 amino acids.
UUAACAGUCCUAACAGCGAGUGCUCUGCUACGCUGCGCGCACCUAACAGUUGCCUUUUGUUUUGUUCGUAGUUUAUCAAUUCGACUCGAGAUACUUUUGUGUUGCCCAUACUUAGCACACCUGAGCGAUUCUUCCCAUGCACUGAUCUGUGGCAGAUCACCUGGCGGACGAAACGAGCCUGCAGAACCGCCGAAAAGGCGCUCCUCUUCGCUGGGAAUGGAAUGUGCGCACAGCAUUUAAACCGUGAACACUUCCGUGUGAUUCGGAUUCCUCGGAUGUGGAUGAUCGCGCGGUUCCUCCGCCACCUAGUCAAGGAGUAAACCUGCCACGGAGCACUUAGUGCACUUCAUUUCGGAGGCGACAUGCUCGCGUACACCCACGGCACAUGGCUCCUGCUCCUGCUGCUCCUUGUUGCAGGCGCAUGCGCGCGUCCAGAAACAGCACACACACCGGAUCCUGCUACCCUAGGCGAGGAGUCCUCUCCACAUGCACACGCACAUGUACAUGCACAUCCGCAUCCACAUCCACAGCCUCAACACCAUCACCGCGCCCAUCCCCAUGCGCCACUGGAGGAAGAUGAGCAGGGAACAGCCAUACCUGCUCCUAUUCUUACAGCUGAUCAUGUGGGCAUAGGCGAAACCACCACAGCAACCAGUUUGGCCGAGACGCAAAGUGUGUCCGAUCCGGGAUCUGUGACGGACACCACAUCAACAAGCACAUCCCACUCCACCUCGACCACGUCAACCACUUCGCCCGCACCCCUUCCGCCGGCUGCUCCCGAACAGCCGGAGUACCUGAAGCACUGCUUCUAUGCAGAGGAGCAGCUGUGUGGCCACACCUUUGACGGACGAGCCGAAAUCUCCGAGGGCCAGGGCUCGACAGUCGCGCAGUCGGAAGCCCAAAACCGAGGUGGACAGGGGAACGGCCAGUGCCAGUGCAGGGAGCACCCGGCGCGGCCCAACUCCUGGUACUGCUGCAACAUAUCGCAGCUGACGAUGAUCUCAAGCUGCAGCAAUAUAUCCAAGUGGACCAACCUGCACGUGCGCAACAUGACUGUGGAGGACAUGGACCUCUCCAACCCAAUUUUCAGAUCCCUGCAGUCGCUAGCCGUGACGGACGGCAAUAUCACCCGACUGGUGAACGCCUUUCCGCGACUCUCGGCCCUCAAGUGCCUAAACAUAUCAAACAACAACAUCUCGGAGAUCCACUCGAGGGCGGUGAAGGACGUGCCCCAUCUGGAGUUCUUUGGCAUGUCGAACAACAAUCUCUCGCUGGUGCCGCACCGAAACCAGAACAAGAACAUUACGCUGGACAUCAGUGGCAACAUGCGCAUGCUGUGCACCCCGCUAAACGAAAUCAUAUACACCGAAUCCAUAAAUUUUCUGAACCCGAAGCACUCCUACUGUCAGUACAACGCCACGCACACCUGGUUUCAGUCCACGGACAAGGUGUCCGUGGAGCAGCUGGAGAACAGAAAGCGGUGUGUGACCAAUUGCCCGGUUAUUCCCAACUACGGCAGCUGCAAUUGUACGCUGGAGAAUAUUAUGAUCAUACAGGACAACCAGUCGAAGCCCCAGUGCCAUGUAGACUGUUCCAAUCUCGGCCUGGUGGAGCUACCCCAAAGACUGCCGGACAACACGUUUAUGCUCAAUAUCACAAACAACAAGAUAACCAGCCUGGGCGAUUACUUCCAAACGAACCCCACCUACCACAAUAUUAACCGUCUCUUGGCCGAUAACAAUCUCAUAUCCUCCAUCGUUGAGUUCGAGGGCACCAAGUUCAUCGAAACCUUUCAGCGCAUCUACAUGCGAAACAAUUCGCUGGGCAGGAUUCCGGAGUACAUUCUUAGCAACGCCCUGAUGGACUCCGGCCUGGGCCGUCGAAUAUACCUGGCAGGCAACAAGCUUCAGUGCGACUGCAACACGGCGAAGACGCUGCAAAAUUGGCUGAAGGAGCGCAGCUCCGACAUACCCGACUACAUGGAAAUACGCUGCCGCAACCUGCCUCAGAGAGUCAUCGAACUGCAGGAGGCUAAGCUGUGCCAGUCGCCCCCAGAUUGGACCGACUACAUAUACUAUUUAAUAGCCGCCGAGGUCAUCCUUCUGCUCGCCCUAAUUACCAAGGUGACCUACGACUAUUGGGUCUUUAAGACGGCUGGCUAUCUGCCCUGGCCGGCUAGCAAAAUGCCCAAGUUGCCUUGCGAUUGGCUGUGCGAAUCGUAGAGCUGCAACACAACGUCGAAUAGAGCCCGGGUGGAGCGUAAGAUGGCCAAACAGACGGUCAGACCGUGACAUAAUCACAUGACAGAACGUAUUUUCAUACGUGUCCUACCUUUAAAUGUAUCCGACUGUAUAUCUGCGGAACCGUGUGCCUUUUAUAUACAUAUGUGAACGAUUUUUGUGUACGAUUGGUGUGUAGCCUUAAGAACAGUGUGCAUGUACUUGUCGUUAUGUAGUGGGUGCAUCUGGAAUUAUAAACAGAGUAGUAACGUUGAUCAGCACCAUUGCUUAGGGUCGUGAGCUUAGUCAGCCUACUUACAUGUGGUACAUAUGGUAAACACAGCAGAGAACGACGAAUAAAUCAAUAGAGAAACUCGUGUUCAGAGUUCAUUUUACGAAUGAUA